AUGUCGCAAGCUGAAUUUGACAAAGCCGCUGAAGAAGUUAAGCAAUUAACGAAAAAACCAUCUGAUGAUGAAUUACUUCAACUUUAUGGUCUUUUCAAACAAGCAACUGUCGGUGACAACAACACCUCGAAACCAGGCAUGUUCGAUUUAAAGGAUGCUCAAAAGAAAUAUAUCGAUUUAGUAAAACAACUUCAAGCAAAACAAUAA
Molecule: messenger RNA, 207 nt
Organism: Adineta ricciae
Lineage: Eukaryota; Metazoa; Rotifera; Eurotatoria; Adinetida; Adinetidae
Source: the annotation of a GenBank genome assembly